This is a messenger RNA of Eutrema salsugineum, 771 nucleotides long. RefSeq names its product cysteine-rich repeat secretory protein 42. The transcript is spliced from 2 exons. The coding region runs from base 1 to 771 and encodes 256 amino acids. NCBI's taxonomy places the organism in Eukaryota, Viridiplantae, Streptophyta, Magnoliopsida, Brassicales, Brassicaceae. The record is from RefSeq and is a predicted model, not a curated record.
AUGUCCCCAUUUGUUGGAUUAGUUCCUAUCUUGGCCAUAGUGACCAUACAACUUCUUCCACGCAGCGUUUCGUCCCUGAACCUCACCAAUGAGUAUCUACACCACGAAUGCAUCAACAGUCAAGGGAAAUACAAGAAGGGAAGUCCAUUCGAAGAUAACCUCAACCGUGUAAUCCGAUCAGUCUCUACUACUAGUAAUUUUCGCGACGGUUUCGACGACACGGCCUUUGGCGACGGUCCCAAUAAAGUCUACGCCCGACUCCAAUGCCGGGCCGACUCCUAUUGGUCCAAGUGCCGCACUUGCCUUGCCACUGCCAUCGCUGGGCUUCGUAGGAGAUGUCCAAGAAACAAGGGAGCAAUAAUAUGGUAUGACCAAUGUCUUUUGAGGAUAUCUACGAUCCGUGUCUCCGGGAAGAUCGAUUACGAGAAUAAAUUCUAUUUGUCCAACCCGAACAAGGUGAAUGGAAAUCCAGUGUCGUUUAAUAAAGAGACGUCAGCUUUCCUUGAGAACCUGGCCUAUAAAGCCACUGAUACAAAAAACGUAGAUGGCAUCGCGCUGGUGCUGUACGCGUCUGGAGAGAAGACGAUUGGGACGACUAAUCUGUAUGCAAUGGUCCAGUGUACGAAAGACUUAGUAUUCAACAGUUGCCUUGAAUGUUUGAAAUGGAUUUUGGAAGAGUUUCCAACGUGUUGUGAUGGUAAAGUAGGAGGUAGAGUUUUGAGUACGAGCUGUAACUUUAGGUAUGAGCUUUACCCUUUUCUUAGAACAUGA